Ruditapes philippinarum (Manila clam) is the source of this 851-nucleotide messenger RNA. RefSeq lists its product as uncharacterized. Lineage: Eukaryota; Metazoa; Mollusca; Bivalvia; Venerida; Veneridae. The record is from RefSeq and is a predicted model, not a curated record. Gene Ontology annotation, molecular function: DNA binding. The coding region runs from base 1 to 711 and encodes 236 amino acids. The transcript has a single exon. Gene Ontology annotation, biological process: DNA recombination; DNA integration.
AUGCAAAACGUUACUAAGCAAGGGGUGGGGUUUAUAAAAAAACAAGCUGCGGCCAUUACGAAAGAGCAGGAAAACGCUUUAUGGGAACAGGGAAUUUUGGGUAACGAAAACCCUCAAAGCCUGCUUUACACUAUAUUUUGGACAAUUGGGGUUAACUUUGGGUUACGCGGUGGGGAUGAACACCGAAAUUUGACCUUAGAAAAUUUCAAAAUUUUACAAGAUCAGGAUGAAGUGUUCUAUCUAGAGUACUGUGAAAGCGUGUCUAAAACGUAUAAGGGUGGUAUCAAGCAUCGCCAGAUUGAUCCACACAAAGCUAGGGCUUAUGAAAUAAAGGGGAGUAAACGUUGUCCAGUUACGCUAUUUCAGCAGUAUCUUUUAAAGCUUAACCCAAACUAUUCUCAUUCUGCCUUUUAUUUCAACCCACUUGUAAAACCCAUGGACGAUGUUUGGUAUUCUCUUACUCCUGUUGGCCAUAAUAAAUUGAAGGAUUUUGUUAAAACAAUUAUGAAAACUGCAGGCUUUGAGGGAUAUUUCACUAAUCAUUCAUUGAGGGCUGCCACAGCUACACGCCUAUUCCAGGAAAACAUUCCUGAGCAGUUAAUCAUGGAGCAAACAGGGAAUAGAAGUAAUGCCCUGUUUAGCUACAAGCGCUCAAGUGAUCAACAAAAGCGCUUAGUCUCUAAUGUAUUGCAAGGGUCAAAUAUAGCAUAAACAAGCACGACUGUUGCCGAACAAACAAGUAAACAAAAUGUUUUUAACGUGUCAAACUCGGAGGUACAUAUUCAUAUGCAACUUUAAACGAUUGUAAUGGUGCAUUAUAGGUCGAUGUAAGAAACAUUAAAGCUGCAUGC